AUUUGACUCCAUGUGUGACGGAAUAUCUUCUGCAGGAGUCGGAGCAAUGGGAAAAUUCCGAAACGCACGUGAUCGGUGGUUGAAAAUUUUGGCGAAAGUAGACAAUGCGUGCCGAAGCGGAGCAGGGGGGAACGCCGGGAAAGGCCUGAAGUCGUGGGCCCUUUUCGACGUCGUAGACGGAAUGCUUAGAGGCACCCCUCACUACGCCGAGAAGAUAAUUACUAACAUACCAGCAGACGAGCAAAGAAACACACCACAACCGUCCAGCAGUGGGGGCAGCACACUGACAUGCAGCCCAGGGCUGCAGGAAAGCGGUGACCGGGGCUGCCAUGGCUUAAACAUCACAUGUGCUCAAGAUGUACUUGCUGCAAUGUAAGUAUGUUUCGUUGUGUUGGUUUGUAGUAGCACAGUUCUAUU
Ixodes scapularis (black-legged tick) is the source of this 417-nucleotide messenger RNA. RefSeq lists its product as uncharacterized. The transcript has 4 exons. The record is from RefSeq and is a predicted model, not a curated record. The coding region runs from base 11 to 376 and encodes 121 amino acids. Lineage: Eukaryota; Metazoa; Arthropoda; Arachnida; Ixodida; Ixodidae.